This is a messenger RNA of Pocillopora meandrina, 8588 nucleotides long. The record is from the annotation of a GenBank genome assembly. NCBI's taxonomy places the organism in Eukaryota, Metazoa, Cnidaria, Anthozoa, Scleractinia, Pocilloporidae.
UUAAGAUCACGUGAUCAUGGUGGUGUCUGUUUGCUCCGUCUGGCACUGGAGAGGCUGUCGUUGUGUUUCGUACGCAGGUAUACCCAUAAAAUGGACAAAAUCGCUCUGCAAUCCGCCUGUUUAAUUCUUAUAACAGUCCUGGGAAAUGGUAAGUGAAACUAGAGCCGUUGAUUUUGUCCUUUCACUCGGUUUACCGUUUGCAUUUAGCUUAAUUUGCAAAACGGAAAAGAAGACGAGACAGUGUUUGUCUGAUGAAAAAAGCAACAGGAAUACAUCUCUUGUCUAUUAUAUUCAAAUGUUAAAGUUAUUGGGCCAAAUGUUACAUAUGUUUGUACAACAUUGUUGAUCUUCGCUGGGUAGCGUUUGUGGUGGCGUUUUCUGAUUUUCUCUCAAAAUGUUUGUGUUUAUAUAGCGCAGCUUUAAUAAGAUCUCUUACGCACAUGCAGUGAUACAAGGUUCCUAUUGAUAGGACGACUUGUGCGAAUAUUAGCUAGGAAACGUUGAGACUUUUCUUGUUUAGGAAGGAAAUUAAGUCUCUCUUUCUCUUUGGACUUCAGAAGAUACAGAAGGUAGCUUAAUAUUUUGAAACUUGCAUUUUGAUAACAAAUACUCCUUUAACUAAAGCGCAGCAAAAGGCGACGGGCUACGACUGAAUAUUUUAAAAGCUUAGAAUUGUCGGGUUAAUCUGCGCCGCGCGCCAGAGGUUCUUCUUCUCGUUAACUUGGACAGUUCCGAUUCCGGAAAUUUUAACUUUUAGAAAAUGACUGUAAACAUAAAUCUUCUGAUGUAUUACCCCCAGUAAUGUCAAAUGACGAUAUAGCUGCGGUGAAACCCAAAUUGCCUCAGUUGGCUAUGUGAAAUUUCCUUUAGAUGUCAUUGAGGAAAUGGUUAUUCAAAGGUGCUCAUCCAGUCGCAUUAGGAAAUUGUGCACUAGUAUUGGUGAGGCUAUCCUCUGGUGCUCCGUUAGAAAGCAAAUAAGCAUUCGAAUUACCCACUUAACUGCCAGAAAGCCAUGACAUUAAUUCAAGACCUCAACUUAUGAAUAAGUUAAGUGAACACAGCACUGAAAUACCAUGUCUGGGUUUGAUUCUUCUCAAGUUUUACAUAAGUAAAACACUUAUUUAUUAACAUACUGCUCUAUCAGGAUCAAUGCCUCUGAUAUUAGGGGAAAUUUAUCUAGCUCUGUUGCCAAACUACAAUCUAUUGUGUACAAUUCUGGUGUUUUUUGCCUUGGUCCUUUUCUUAUUUUACCCCUUGGCCCAUGCAAUAGCCUUAAGCUAUAAUCAUCAGCCUUUAUUUUCUCUUCCCAUUUAAGUUCAGGUUAUAUAAGCUCAUUCUUCAAAAAUGUACAUCUAUAGAACACAGAAGUAACAGAUUGUGUUUGUAUCUUCAUUGUAGUUAGAAGCACGACUAUUACUUGUCAUUGUACAAAUUGUGACAACAAAACCUGCAGUACUGGGGGGGCAUGUAUGGUGAUUGCUACUCGAUAUUCAACAGGAGUGAUUGAGCACUAUAAAGGAUGUAGUACUGACGAACAUCGUUUUGUAUGUCCUAUGGAAGAUGAACCAGUUGAUCCAGAUGAGAAUGUAUACUGCUGUAGGACAGAUAUGUGCAACUUUGUAGCAAUAACUCUGCCAACAUUAACACCUUCCACAGUCUACAAACAAAAAGGUAUUUUCCCAUAAUUGAUAUAUUUUAGAUAUAUUUGUGUUAGAGAUAGAACUUUUGCAGUGAUUCUCCUAAAUUGCAAAGUACAUAGCAUUUGUGUCUCAUAUUAUAUACAAAAGGCCAAAAAACUAUGCACAUCCUUAGUCAACCAAAAACAAGGCUUGGUUUUUAAGUCUUUUGAAAGGCAUGAAAAGAGUGUUUAUCCCUGAAGGCAUAGCAGCCUAUCAAUUUCUAAGAAUGGGUGCAUUCCUUCAGUCUUCCUGGCUGUGUUAUUGGAUUUAGAAAAAGAAAAAUGUUGGUAGGAAAAAGAUGUGACUAAAGCAUCUUUAGUCUUCUGUGGUGGACAUUAAUAUGUCUCUCAGAUAAGGAAUUUUCUCGUUCAAAAUGUUCUGAUAGAAAAUAUAUUGUUUGGUAAGUUUAUUAUAUUUAUCUCUUUUGUUACAUCUUGCUUCAAAGCUGUUUUUCUGUUCCUGUAAAAUAUACAUUUUCUAAACAAGCCCCUAGUAAGUACAGUUGUUGGGAUUAACUGUGUAACUUGCCAUGAUGUGUUUUGUCUCAGCUUUUUUUUGUUGAGGAAUCACCCCAAAGCACUUUAUACAGAUGAAGUUUAAUGGUGUGAAACCAUGAUUGCUUGUUACUUUUGUUCAGUUAUGCUAUUUUACAAUAUUUACUUAAAUUUGUUUAGACUCAGAUGAUCAGAGUGGCAGUAAGCUGAGCACAGUAGGGGUGGCAGCAGCCAUUGCUGGCCCUAUGUGUGUGAUUUGUGCUCUAAUCAUGCUGUUCAUUUGCUGGCACCAAAAAAGGCAAAUGAAGAAACAGGGAGAGUUUCAGGAAGCAGAGGCAGCACUUCAGCCGGUGGAGGAUGAAGCAUUGAUUCCUCCAGGGCAAACUCUGAAAGAAUUAAUGGAUAUGUCAACAGGUAUAAUAUUAUGCAAUGUCCAUUCAGUACUUCACAGCUUCUUAAUGUUCAGUUUUGCAUCAACUUGGCAAGCACUUUGAUAUUUCUAUAAAAUAAUUUGUGCUCUUUUGACAAUAAUCAUCUGUAGAAUAAAAGUUAUAAUAAGAAAAAGAAAACACAAACAGAGGACAAUUAAUGAUAAUCAAAAAUAAUGAUGAUGUUCAUGACACAGCCCAAAUCAAUAAAUCAAUUAAGUGUGUAUUGCAAUCGUUAAGAAAUAUUAAAAAUAUUAAACAUAACAUAAAGAAGAUGAAGCAUCCAUGUGCGAAGAUAUGAGAUAGCAACUUAAACAAAAAUGACAAAGCUUAAUGCAAUUAAGGUGGCACCAGAAGCUAACUUGACCCUUUUUAGGUGCUCUUUUUUCUCAACUAUUAAAGAUUUUAAUUUAAGCAGCCAACUUUUUUUCUACAACCACCAUUUUAUCAAUGAAGGUUGCCAAAAGGCAACUUUUUGAAGAGUGAACUCAGAGCUCUGAAUAGUGUUUUCAGUAAUUUCCUUUAGUUGACCUUUCUAACACAUCCAUUUCAUAAUUGACCAUUUGAUAAUGAAUUACAUUUGGAUAAUGAAUUACUGACUACAUAUUUUCCAAGCAAUGAAAAAAAUGAAAGUUUUUCAUUAACUUUUAUGGAACUAAUAUGCACUUGGGUCAUUCCAUAUGAGAUUGAAACUUGUGAAAAGUAAUAUUCUGGACAAAGGGUCUGUUCCACUUUUUAUUUUUCUAGCAAGCAAUGAAAAAAAAAAAGUUUUUUAUAUUUUCCAAGCAAUGAAAAAAAUGAAAGUUUUUUCAUUAACUUUUGGGGUGCCUUACAACUUAAAGUGAACUAAUAUAAACCACACACUCUAUUCAGUCAUUCCAUAUGAGAUUGAAACUUGUGAAAAGUAAUAUUCUGGACAAAGGGUCUGUUCCACAUGUUUCAUUCAGAUUUCUAGCAGCAUCUAUGCCUUUCUCGUCCUCUCACCAACAAGCCUGGUUUUUACUAGCAACACAAGCAAAAAUGUACCCACAACAUCUCCUAUUCCACUGUCAAAUCAGCCUUGGGGCAAGCACAAGAAAAAGGAAAAUCCCAAUCUUUGAGUUUCUGCUUGUGCUUGCAUUGGUGGUGAAAACCAGGCUUCAGAGUCCAUCAUAAAAAAAAUUAAUGUGCUACCCCAGGAUGACAACUUCAGACUGAUUUGUGGUUUCUUGAGGUGUUGUUGCUGUGAAAUCCAUACAUUCCUGGGAAUGGAACCUCUGAUUGUUGCAAGAAAAAUAGGUUAUGAAUAUGGACAACGCAGCCAAAUUUGGUACCAAAUUUGAUCGCUUGUGUACCAAUAUUUCUUAGCUGAGCCAAACAAUUAUGUUAAAACUGGCAAGUAGAUGUAUCCAAUAAAAACUAAAUUUAGAGUGAAGAAACUAAAGAAAACUUUUCACUAGAGUGUGCCAAUUUUUGCUGGUGAAUGUGGACAUGAUGAGGUGAAGAAGAGCAGGUUUAUAAUGUUUACAGUGUAUGUAACAUCUUCUGAAACAUUUGUCCAUUAUAAAAGGUUAAAUUCCCUUUUGACAGUUACUGAUUCCUCUCAACUCUAUUGCCACAGCAACCCACUUAAAUUCCUUACAUUCCACAAGUUUCACAAGUAUCAUCUAUGAUGAAUUCUGUAUUAUGUUUGCAAAUUUAGGUUCUUAUGGCUAAAUUCUUAAACUGCUCCAAUGCUGUAGAACUGAACGAAAAAUGGCCAACUAGCCUCUGGCACCAAUUUAAUACAAGUUCUUAUACUUAAUGUUACCUUUUUAAAAUUCAAACAUCACUGUAAUUAAAGGGUUUAGUGCAUUCCAAGUCAAAAAUUACCAAAUGUUAAUCUGGCUUUAAACUUAGUCAUAUUGCUAAGUAAAUGAUUAGAUCACACCAUGAUGAAGGAAAGAACCAGUCAAAGGGUGUAAGAGAAAUGAGAGUUAUUUACCACUGGAUUACUUAUUGCAUCAUUUUCUAACAGUAACUUUGUGAAAGAACUAGUUUGGAGUCUUGAGAAAUUAACCAAAAGACUAACUUGUUGGGGUUGAUUUUGCAGGAAGUGGCUCUGGAUUGCCUUUAUUGGUUCAGCGUACCAUCGCAAGACAAAUCCAUUUGGUGGGACUCAUUGGUAAAGGCCGUUUUGGGGAGGUUUACCGAGGGGUGUGGAGAGGACAGAGUGUUGCAGUUAAAAUCUUUUCAUCUAGGGAUGAGUGCUCAUGGUUCCGUGAAGCAGAGAUCUAUCAGACAACCAUGUUGCGACAUGAAAACCUUUUAGGUACUGUGUAAAAGUACAAUUAUAUUUGUAUGAACAUACAUGUACAUGUAAACAUUUCAAAGGGGACUUGUUGUCAAGCAAGAGCCACUAAUAAAUUGUAGCUCAAGUUUUAAAGCAUUUGGAGAUGAGGUCUGUUGAUCUGACUACACUGUUAACAUGACUUUCUGUCUUAAGCUCUGUUUCCUGUCUUUCUUUCUCAAUUGAUUGUUUUAAUGACUCACAGUUCUACAUUGUUUUUCCUCCCAUGGACCAACUUAGUGUCUGACUUUCAUUAUUCAUUUUGACUCAAUACGUGUUAGAUAAUGGUGGCCUGGUGGUCUGCUUACUGCACUACUGAUUGAUACAUGCAGAACCUCCUAUCUCCUAGGAGCAUGAGCAAAUUGUCAUUUGGAGAGACUUGAUGAAUGUCUUUCCUCCACUAGAAUUCACCUAUUUAUUUAACAUAUUAUGAAUUACCUUCUCUUUGUAACAAUUUCUUUGUACAUUUAGAUCAGUCUGUUUAUGAUCUCGCUUUUCUCUGAAAUGUUACUUUUCCUUCACAGGUUUUGUAGCUGCUGACAACAAAGAUAAUGGUGCCUGGACACAGCUUUGGUUGGUUACAGAUUAUUUAGAAAAAGGCUCUUUGUAUGACUAUCUUCAACUUGUUACUCUGGAUGUUGAAUCUAUGCUGAUGUUAGCAGUUUCAAUAGCCAGUGGACUUGCUCAUCUCCACAUUGAGAUUGUUGGCACCCAAGGAAAGCCAGCUAUUGCACAUCGUGACUUAAAAAGUAAAAACAUUCUGGUUAAAAGAAAUGGUAAGGGGAAAAUCUUUAGAACAAUUUGUGUUGUGUGGGAGAAGUGUCAGUAACUGUCUUGGUGACUUAGAAUUUAAAGUGUUACAAGUACCUGAAGUUGUUUUGCACUUAUACUACAAUGUACACUAAAAUCAGAGCUUUAUCAUGUAUCAUGUUUACCUAGCCUUUUCUCUUUUUUUUUUUUUUGCAUUUCAUUGUUUGUACCAAAAUGUUCAUGACCUUUGGAUAGGUUUGAUUUUUCUGCAGCCUAAGUUACAGUUAUAAGGCAAUCUACUGCAAAAAUCACGAAGUAUUGUUUCAUCAUUAGACAGUAUUAAAGCAUAAAUUUUAUAUUGUUCUUUUCUGUAGGGACAUGUUGCAUAGGUGAUUUGGGUCUUGCUGUUCGCCAUAGUUCUGUUACUGACACAGUUGAUGUUCCUCCUGGGAACAGAGUUGGAACGAAGCGCUACAUGCCACCUGAAUUUUUAGAUGACAAUAUGCAUGUGCGGCACUUUGACGCAUACAAGCGAGGUGACAUGUACGCAUUUGGUCUUGUGUUAUGGGAAAUUGCAAGGAAGUGUGUGUGUGGUGGAAUAUGUGAUGAAUAUCAGCUGCCCUACUAUGACAGAGUUCCUUGUGAUCCCAGCAUUGAAGAUAUGAGAAAGGUGGUCUGUGUGGAUAGGUACCGCCCUGCCUUUCCAAAUAGGUGGAUACAAGAUCAGGUUUGUAUUUUAUCACUUCCUCUCAGUUGUUUGAUUAUUUUCUGUCAUACCAGCUUCAGUUGUGUACAUGUAUUUCCAUCAGGUAAAAGGCAUAACAACAUUAAAACUUGUAGUUUCUGUUCCUCAGUUUUCUUAACUUUGAAUAGUUACUUUCAACUUCUGUGCUGUGAAACAGUUUAAUCACAACAACACAGCAGUCAAAUGGUGAUGCAUGCAAAGGUAGAUUCAAGCAGCACAGAUAAUUUGAAAUUGCAAACACAGCCUUUUUUGUGGAGAACUGAUGUGUGACUUAAUUUUUUUUCUUGUUUCUAAGGAAAGUUUCCAAGUUUUUCAGACUAAUACUUAUAUACACAGUUAUUCUGCACUUUCCCCUCUUUAGGGUAAUUUACACUCUGAUACUUUUUUUUGCACAUUGCAUGGUAAUGUGAUGAAGUCACCCUUGAUCUUUGCCGUGCUGUUAGUAGUUUGUGUGUGGUUUGUUUUUUUUUUGGUUUUUUUUUCUGUAUUCAUGGUACAGUUGCUAGUAAACACAGAGGGAAAUGUGUGAAAAGAGAGGAACCAAGCCAAACAAGAUAUUUAUGAUGAUUGCAGGCCUAUGUUUAUUGUGGACUGUAAAAAAUAAGAGCUGCAGUGGUGGAGAAGGGUUCUGCCAUUUGUCUGUUGACUUCAUCACCGUAACAAAUCAUUUGUGUUCAAAACUAUUGGGAUAAAUCACAAUAAAAAAAAGCAAUUUUUCUACGUGUGUCCUAAGUAUUGGAAUAGUUAGAAACUUAACCAUUUCUUCCUCACUAUAGGCUAGACAGGUACAACUUAUUGUUUUAAGACUCUUGCACAUGUACAGUGUUUGACCGCUGAGUUACAUCCAGCAAUUUUUGCUAUUUAAAAAGGUUAUUGAAGUGAAUAGAAUUGAGUAAUCAGAUUUGGUAGCAAAAUUCUACCACUGGUUUCCUCAUUCACUGUUACAAUGUCAAACUGCAUUACAAGUAUACAGCAUUUCCAAAAUUCAGAAAGGAAAUUGAUACGUAACCUCAAGAAUGUAAUGUUUUAAUUUUUUUUUGUUGUUAGACACUACAGUCUAUGUCCAAGUUGAUGAAAGAAUGUUGGUAUGCCAAUAGUGCUGCAAGACUUACAGCUCUGCGUGUUAAAAAGACUCUUACAGCACUGUGUCAGUUACAUGAUGUUGAUAUUAUGGUGUAGAGGGAUCCAUCAAGAAAAAUCUUGUACCACAAGUCUUAGAUGUGUUUAUCACUUGAGGACUUUGACAAUAGGAGGAACUCUCUGAUAUCCUCCGGGGCAAUGUGUAGGUCCUGUAAUGGGAUAGCACACGACCAUAUGUAAACGUCCUCCCUCACACAACUUGUCUACCAACACACUAUUGGCAUGGCUUUCAUAAAGUUUGCAGUUCAAACAGCAAUGCUACAUGACAGAGAUAAGGUAUGAUUUCUUUGUAACCAAGAAGUAUUCCCAUUUUUGUCUUGUAUUUAUGUCCUUGGCAUUGUCUAACCGUCCGUGGCACAAAGUGUUGGUACUCAUCAGAAACAAUGAUCCUGACUUCUUUUUAUGUAAGAAUCUGAAUACAAAGAUAUGCUGGAAUUGAAAAACUGUUGAAAAAGACUUGCAUUUUGAUAACAACUGUACAACUAUGUAACGGACAGGUUCUCCUUCUUGGUCGUUUUUAGAUGUUUCAAAUGGGAAUUCAGAAUAGAGCUGAAUAGUUUUUAAAUCGUUAACAUUCCAUAUCCAAUUAUUCAAGGGUGGAUACUUUGUUGUGAGGGCUAAACUUUCACAAACUAAUCCUCAAAAUAUUGAAUACCAUGCAUAAGAUAGCUGCUCUGCUGUUACUAACUCCAAGAUGAAGCGUGUUUAUUGCAUUCAAAUUGCGAUACAAUUGUUUAAGGUGGUUCUCACGUUUAAAAAAAGUGUAUUUUUAAACAAAUUUUUAUCUUCGUAAACUGGUGGUAUUAGGUAAGUACAUGUAAUGUACUGUAAUGCACCAAAGAAAAAUGUGAAGAGAAACAAUUUUAGAAUCCACGAAAUCUUCCUUGAUAUCCGUUCUUUAGAACGCUGUACUGUACCUUGUGAAUAGUUGUAAAUAAAGCAAAUACUUCGCGUGCAAGGGGCAUGGGAGAUACUGAAGGGUGUAAACUGCAGUGAACAGAGUCAGAGUGUAAUCAGUAAAAACUUCAUUAAACUGUUAGCCUG